UCGAUACCAAUAUGGCGGACGAGGAUGAAAAUGAGUCGACUGUAUUUGAAAUUACUGAUUUCACGGCCGCGUCAGAAUGGGAAAGGUUUGUCUCACAAAUUGAAGAAAUUCUGCACAAAUGGAAAGUUGACAACAGCAAUAAGAAGCCAUCCUUUCUCCAGCGUGUCCGGAACUUCUCUUCAUCUUCAAACAAAGAGGGGAAAUCAGGAAACCUGAAGCCAAUCCCAAAGAAGAUUACAUCCGAGUCGAAACAAUCAAACUGGGAGACAUUAUCAGAGAGUGUUCAUUUCUCAGACUUUUGUUUUGAUAUCACAUACCAUUCCACAGCUUCGAAGAAUGAACGUCAUGAAGAAAACUCUGGAUUUGAAGAUGGCCUUCCUUAUGCAGUGUUGGACAUGUUCAAUAUGGAUUAUGAUUUUCCACCACGUGUUCAUUGCCUUAGUCGAUGGUAUGGCUUAAAGGAGUUUAUAGUUUUAUCACCAUCUGUAGAAAAUGCCGCCAUCACAAGUGAAUCAAGAUAUCAUUUACUCCUCAGUUCUGUGUCAAUGGCCUUAUCUAAUUCCAAAUGUUAUAUUCCAUUACUGGUUCAAUUACACCACAAAUGGAGACGAUUGUACAGCGGGCUCUGUCUUGGUGGCGGUUUUCGAACUUGCUUCGAAAUGUCACAUUUACGUCAUAUUCCAACACAAUUUAAUCAUCUGAAAGGCUUGCUUGAUGUGUUCAAAGACAAGUUGUCCCUUCGCGGUACAAGUUCACCAGCGGUUACAAUAACUGUAAGGUUUACAUAUUUCCUGAAUGAUUGGAGUGAUACUGUUUGGCCCCAAGCCCCACCUGACGUGGACUCAUGUCUUGGAGAUGAAGUGGGAUUGUCAGAUAUGGCUACGCUUCCUUUUGGUGCCGUGCAGGAUGCUGUCAGCGAACUACAUUUAUCUGUGACUUGGCCGUGUUUAUAUGAAGAUAUCAUCGUUGACAAUGGGAUCUAUUCUGAUUUAGAUCCUCUACAAGCCCCACAAUGGCAUGUGAGAGUCAGGAUGAAUGACGAUGCUAAUUGUCUUUUAGGUGGAUAUCUUGAUCGUUAUUUGAGUCUUUGUUAUCGAAAGGAAGCCACCUCGUCACUGAAAGAUGAUUUGUAUGACGACAGUGAUGACAAAAACAAAGACUUCGCCAAUGCAUUUCAGAAACUUACCAAACCUGUUUUAUCUUCAAACAUAAGAUCUGCUGUUACAAAGGCAACCUCGAAGAUCACUGGUUCUUCCAGUGAUGAGUCGCCUAUACCAGCCGAACUUCUUAACUCUAUAUUAAAGCACUUGUUUCCUGACGCUGAAUUACAUCCAAAUGACAUUGAUAUAAAACAAGAGACAUUACUGAAAUCAAAUAUUUAUGCAACAAAGGAUAUUCCCAGCGAUAAAUUUCGUGGCCUGAAAAGCGCUCCUAAAGAAAGUCUAACUUACUCCUUGGCAAUUUGUCUUUGUAUUGUGAACCACAGCUAUGGAGGUCUGCGAGCCGUUGCUCGUCUUUGGCAAGAAUUUGUGUUGGAGAUGAGAUAUCGCUGGGAUCGUGGAAUAUUAAUAUCACGGCUUGAGCUGGAAGCACCCAAUCUGGACUGCAGUUUAAUUCAUCAAAAGUUACAGAUGUUGAACUGUUGCAUCGCUCGCAAGUGUUUAUCCAAGCGAAGCCAGACUAGCAUAAAUGACGAAAUGUCCGAGAAACAUUUUAAACCAAACGACGGAAAUCGACCAGCAAGUGCAAGGUCCAAACAUUCUCACCCUGAUGAUGACAGUAGCGAAGAUGAAUUUUUCGAAGCAUUAGAAAACCAAGAUGAUUCUGAUGAUUCUGGAGAGGACGAAGAGGGAAAUUUGAAGACAGUACAGAGUAAUACCAGACGAGAAGGGGCAUUAAAACGAUGUGGAGAUCUUAGGCUACUAAUAUCUGGAGAACCUUUAUAUAUACCUGUAACACAGGAACCUGCCCCAAUGACAGAAGACAUGUUACAGGCACAUGCUGAUGUUCUCACGCAACUCGGAACAACUGAGGAAGGUGCAAGAAUUCGAGCUCAAAUGCAAAGUGCUUGCCUGCUGUCCGACAUGGAGGCAUUUAAGGCAGCCAAUCCAGGGUGUUUGUUAGAAGAUUUUGUCCGGUGGUAUUCUCCGAAUGAUUGGAUACAAGGCGAAGAGACUCAGGACGAGAUUGAAUAUCGGAGGAAAAUGGAAGGCGACCAAAGGCAACAAGCAGAGGAAGAGCAACAAGAUGGAGAAGACUGGGGUACAAAUGACGACGAAAUCACGGAGGAAGAAUUGAGUGAAGCCCUCUCUGAAGAUGAUAAGCAAAAUGAAAAAUUACCUAGGCAAACAACCUCAAAGAAUUGGUGUGAAGAGGGAAGAUUGAGUCUACGCAUGCGUGUACAAGGCAACAUCUGGGAAGAUAAUUGGCGGAAUGCGAGACCAUGUCCCGUCCGACGACAAAAACGUCUUUUUGACGAAACUAAGGAAGCUGAGAAGGUUUUUCAUUAUCUGUCUGGAUUACGACCAGCUGAAGUUGCAACAGAGCUUAUCUCUUCUUUACUUCAAGCAUCAAUAAGGCGCAUAGAAAAAGAAGGCGAUAGUGUUCAUUCAAGUGCUGUUAUUGAUCGUGUUAUAAAAAAAGCAAGUCGAAUAUUUGACACAUCACAGGAACAGCUUGCUGUAUACGAGAAUCUCUUCGAGAAACUUCGUCGUAUUGAAAUAAAGAUUGCACAGGCGCAGUCAUUGAAGUUCAAACUUCAGAGAUCUGAAGUUGACCAUAAGUCAGAUAUCGAUACUGAAGCAUUCAUUGCGUCAUUACUGGAGAAGCCCGAAGUGAACGUAGUUGGAGCUAGCCGUGGACCCAUGGGCCAUGUAAUCAAGAAUCUAUUCUCCAAACAAGAGAUAUUGCGAGAACAAGAGCAAGAUUAUGACAAUCAUGAAAUUAGCAAGGCACCAACUUCUAACCAGUCAAAACCGUUUCCAGCACCGGCUGGUCGAGAGUUUGUUUUACGAACAAUUACAAAUUAUCCAGGCAGGAACUCAAGGGAAUGCCCUCAACGUAUGUACUGUGUUCUUGCUGGAGAAGAAUUUCGCCUGGCUGCAGCAUUUACAUCUGACACUACAUUCACGUGACAUGAUGCCAUUUCAUUUGUUCCCAUCACAUUAGUUCACUUGACCUUUAAAAGCGCAAGUGUAAACCUGAUGGUAUGUCACCUCAUUCAAAAGUCGAGGUGGUCACCACCGAUCUGAAAUAUGACUCAGUGUAUACAAUAUACAAAUAUAAUAUAAAUAUGAAUAAUAAUUGAAUUAGUGAAUUC
Dendronephthya gigantea is the source of this 3319-nucleotide messenger RNA. RefSeq names its product rab3 GTPase-activating protein catalytic subunit-like. The record is from RefSeq and is a predicted model, not a curated record. Gene Ontology annotation, biological process: positive regulation of GTPase activity. Gene Ontology annotation, molecular function: GTPase activator activity. NCBI's taxonomy places the organism in Eukaryota, Metazoa, Cnidaria, Anthozoa, Malacalcyonacea, Nephtheidae. The transcript is spliced from 27 exons. The coding region runs from base 12 to 3134 and encodes 1040 amino acids.